UAAAUAUCUCAUAUUCCCUCAUCUUCUAUAUAUAUAUUCACGAUUUUCUUUCACAAAUUGGAAGGGAAAGACAAAAAAUAAAUCAAAUUUGCAAAGAGGCAAGAACAAAGUAAGAGAGGUUAAUUAAGUACUUGUUCAAUAUGGGUGCUGGUGCUGCUGGAACCAUUGCUAAAAGUUUGAAUGGAUUAAUCGGCCCUGGAGUGAUGCUUCUUUAUCCUCUGUAUUCUUCUAUGAGAGCAAUUGAGAGCCCUUCACCAUUAGAUGAUCAACAAUGGCUGACCUAUUGGGUUCUCUACUCAUUGAUUACUCUAUUUGAGUUAUCAUGCUGGAAAGUCCUCCAAUGGCUUCCAUUCUGGCCAUACAUGAAGCUAGUAUGCUGUAUGUGGUUGGUGCUACCAAUUUUCAAUGGAGCAGCUUAUAUACAUGAGAAUAUUAUAAGGAAACACGUUAAAGUUGGGAGCGCUGUAAGUUCAAAUUAUCCCCAAAAUCAGAGGAAGGCACUCCAAAUGAUGAGCCUUGAUGCAAGGAAAGCUGUUGAAAGCUACAUAGAGAAAUAUGGACCAGAUGCCUUUGAUAAGGUGGUCAGAGCGGCGGAAAGAGAAGCAAAGAAACACUGAGGAAACUGGCUAUUUCUGAAAUUGGGCAAAAUCACAGGAGAAAACUUGUAAUUUGGAAAUGUAUUAAGCAGAAUUGUAUUGUUCCUCUGUAGAUGGAUUAGAAAUUUCUUUUACCUAACCAGCAUAAAUAUUUUUUUUCUUUAUUUGUACUACAGUUACUGCAAGUUUAUUUUUAAAAGUUGGAUGUGCUCUAUAUCAAAUGUGUAUUUUCAAUUUCAUAAUCCUUCUAUAUAAAUUUAAACACCAAUUGUAUGUUUCCAA
Molecule: messenger RNA, 878 nt
Organism: Lycium barbarum (goji berry)
Lineage: Eukaryota; Viridiplantae; Streptophyta; Magnoliopsida; Solanales; Solanaceae
Product: HVA22-like protein f
Exons: 5
Coding region: 141-617 (158 amino acids)
Source: RefSeq, a predicted model, not a curated record